AUGCCAAACUCUAUGAAUCCAAUUGCAUGCGAUGUGUCAACUAAACGAGCGCGUCCCUGGGUUCCUCAAAGACAUCGACAGCAAGUUUUCCGGGCGAUACACAAUCUGGGGCAUCCAGGAAGUAAAUCAUCAAUCAAACAAAUAUGUGAGCGUUUCGUUUGGCCAGGCAUGAAAAAAGACAUAACGAAGAUGGUAAAAUCUUGUCAUCCAUGCCAACGUACCAAGGUAUCCAGAUAUAAUCAAACAAUACUUGGUAGUUUCAAGCUACCAGAGCAACGAUUUUCUUCACUACAUAUCGAUAUCAUAGGGCCAUUACCAAUGUCAAAUGGAUUCAGCUACUGUUUAACGGGCAUUGAUCGUUUUACCAGAUGGGCAGUUGCUAUCCCUAUGGCUGAUAUUAAUGCAAGCACAGUGGCGGCAACAUUACUGGAGGGUUGGAUCGCACAUUACGGCGUGCCAUCUGAAAUAAUAACCGACCAAGGUCGACAAUUCGAGUCAAAAUUAUUCAAUGAACCCACGAGAUUAAUUGGCACAAAACACAAAAACGACAUCAAGGCGACUCCUGCAGAAAUGGUUUAUGGCACGACACUUAGAUUACCAGGUGAAUUUAUCGAAAGUCCCAGUAAAGACAUGUCCAACUCGGAAUUCGUACAAUCACUACGAGACGUAAUCGAGCAACUAAGACCAGUACCUACGGCAAACCACUCCAUAUCAAAAACAUUUGUACAACCAGAUCUUAACAAAUGUACUCAUGUUUAUCUGCGCGAUGACACUAUUCGACUACCUCUCAAAGCACCUUACGAUGGACCAUUUAAGGUAACCGAUCGCGACGAUAAGCUGAUGACCAUUCUACGGAAAGACAAAUCAGUACGUGUAAGUAUAGAUCGGGUCAAAGCUGCCUAUCUCUGUGAUGACGAGCAAGAAACAAAUCAACAUCAGAUAGCACGACAUGCUUGUACUCAUCGAAAAGCAGACGAAAAUAACCAGAAGCAACAUACAAAGAAAACUCAAACAUCGUCUAGCGGCAGGCGAAUUCGGUUGCCAGUUCGAUUUGCGGAGAAUGUUUAA
Teleopsis dalmanni is the source of this 1068-nucleotide messenger RNA. RefSeq lists its product as uncharacterized. The transcript has a single exon. Gene Ontology annotation, biological process: DNA integration. Bases 1 to 1068 code for a protein of 355 amino acids. Gene Ontology annotation, molecular function: nucleic acid binding. The record is from RefSeq and is a predicted model, not a curated record. Lineage: Eukaryota; Metazoa; Arthropoda; Insecta; Diptera; Diopsidae.